Linepithema humile (Argentine ant) is the source of this 5172-nucleotide messenger RNA. It is a transcript of the gene kel, whose product is annotated as kelch protein. NCBI's taxonomy places the organism in Eukaryota, Metazoa, Arthropoda, Insecta, Hymenoptera, Formicidae. Gene Ontology annotation, molecular function: protein binding. The record is from RefSeq and is a predicted model, not a curated record.
UCUUAUCAGUAGGGAACGUGCAGCUCGCUAUUGUUUUCCUUUAUAUAUUGAACGAAGAAGAAAGAGAGAAACAGAGAGGAAGGAUUGUAUAUACAUAACUCGAAGCGUGCUGUCAAAAUAGUAAAAGGUCCUUAGAAAUUGUGUGGCGACUUCUUUCCUGUCAUACUCACUGAACCUUAGUGUGACGUGAGUGUAUAGAGAUUCAAUGAUGCUUCGCGUAUCAUCAUCAACAGCAUAGUGAAGAUUUAUUUCUGAAUUACGCAAUUUAGUAAAACAUUUUUAUCCGAGUGUCGAAUCACAGCGUCGAAGUUGAGGUCAGAAAUGGAGCCGGCGGGGCAGAAUCAACCACCUAACAUCUCGAACAAUAUCAACGACAAUUCCGACACACACAAAGGCAGUUGCUUGUUACUGCGCUAUGCUAGCCAGAAUUCUCUAGAUGAAAGCUCACAGAAACAUAUUCCUCGUGAAAAUGGAAAGGACAAGCCACCGUACAGAAAUCAUCAUCACACAAAUCGUGCCUUUGAUGUCAUCAAUGAAAUGCGAAAGAAAAAUUUACUGUGUGAUGUCAUCCUGGUGGCAGACAGCGGUAUGGAAGUGCCUGCUCACAAAAUGGUCCUCGCGGCGUGUAGUCCUUACUUUUACGCUAUGUUUACAAAAUUCGAAGAGCGUGAUCAAGAGAGAAUAACGUUGCAAGGAGUGGAUUAUUCGGCAUUAGAGUUAUUGGUGGACUACGUAUAUUCUGCUGAAGUCCAUGUUACGGAGGAUAAUGUACAGGUGCUCUUACCAGCCGCGAAUUUAUUACAACUGACGGAUGUUCGAGAUGCCUGUUGUGAUUUUUUACAAGCUCAAUUGCACCCAUCUAAUUGUCUCGGUAUUAGAGCGUUUGCCGAUCUGCAUGGAUGUCUCGAGUUGUUGUCACAUGCAGAUAGUUAUAUCGAGCAACAUUUCUCAGAAGUAGUUGAUGCGGAGGAAUUCUUAACACUGGCGCCUGAACAAGUGGCCAAGCUUAUCUGCAGCGAUCGCUUAAUGGUACCUUCCGAAGAGAAAGUCUUUGAAUGCGUAAUUUCAUGGGUGCAUCACGAUCUCGAGAAAAGACAAAACAACUUAGCUCUAUUAAUGGAGCAUGUGCGCUUACCUCUGCUUUCGCAAGAAUAUUUAGUACAGCGUGUGGAAGAGGAACCACUUUUGAAAGCAAAUUUGCAAUGCAAAGACUUCUUGAUCGAAGCUCUAAAAUACCAUUUACUGAAGGGUGAACAAAAAUCGUUGUUUAAAACGCCACGUACCAAACCGAGACAACCAAGAGGAUUGCCCAAAGUAUUGCUCGUUGUCGGCGGCCAAGCUCCGAAGGCGAUUAGGAGCGUGGAGUGCUUCGACUUCAAAGAGGAGAAGUGGUACCAAGUUUCCGAGCUGCCAACACGACGUUGUAGAGCUGGACUUUGUGUGCUCGGUGGACGAGUAUACGCUGUUGGCGGGUUCAACGGAUCAUUGAGAGUACGAACGGUUGAUAUUUAUGACGCCGCUGCGGAUCAAUGGUCGCCCUGCCCCGAAAUGGAAGCGAGAAGAUCGACACUCGGUGUAGCAGUGCUCGGCAAUUGCGUUUAUGCUGUCGGUGGCUUUGAUGGUUCGACGGGAUUAAAUUCAGCUGAAGUGUAUGAUCCACGCACUCGUGAAUGGCGACCAAUAGCGCGAAUGUCAACACGACGUAGUAGCGUAGGAGUCGGUGUUGUCAAAGGAUUACUUUACGCUGUUGGCGGCUACGAUGGGGAAUCUCGCCAAUGCCUCUCCAGUGUCGAAUGCUAUAAUCCAGAGAAAGAUCAAUGGAAACCCGUGCCUGAGAUGUCUGCGCGUCGCAGUGGUGCGGGCGUUGGUGUCCUAGACGGUAUUUUAUAUGCGGUAGGAGGUCACGAUGGUCCGCUAGUUCGAAAAAGCGUGGAGGCGUUUAAUCCAGAGACCAACCAAUGGACUCCCGUCAGCGACAUGGCGCUCUGCCGUCGUAACGCCGGUGUUGUGGCGUUAAACGGACUUUUGUACGUGGUGGGCGGAGACGACGGUUCCUCCAGUCUGGCGUCCGUAGAAGUGUAUUCUCCGAGAACCGAUACCUGGACCACUCUGCCGACUUGCAUGGGAGUCGGACGUAGUUACGCAGGUGUAGCAAUCAUCGACAAACCGAUGGCCCCCGCGGCGACGAUGUGAGGUCUACAAUCCGCUGGGCAUGCGACAGAACAGAACACGGACCCGGGUGCCGAGAUAUCGGAUUCCUCGCGGGAAGCCGGGCCCAGCGGUGUGCAAAAUCGCAGCGCGAGUCACAAUUGUCAAGGCCCGCGUUGCGUUUGUCAGAGAUACGAGAACGGUGAGUUAGCCGCGGUGAUGAUGAAUCAAGGUAGAAAUAAUCCGGAAAGAGAGGACGGCUAUCAAAACACCGGUCACGUGUCGCGCGCUUUUCAAAACCGUCCGAAUAACAAUGCGCUGCAGAUUCAUCCGAAUCUGAAUCCAAAUUAUCAAAAUCCGGUUGAUCUAAUACGUAAUUACAAUCGUCGACUACAACAGCCGCAGCAGCAGCAACAACAACAGCAGCACGAACCAGAGGAAAAUAUAUACGAACGUUUGGACAAUGACGAUGACGAGGAUGAUGACGAAAACGCAGAGAUUCCUCGGAACGAAUUGCUAGCGCAAAACAAUCAAGGCAAUGCGGAUAAUCACGCAUACGAGAGAAUUAACGGGAGGAUAUCGUGUAGCAAUAAAGCGCAUUGUCGUUAUUACAAAUAUCACGGAUUAAACAACGCUCAUAGCUUCUUGAAUGAUAUGGAAGGUGCCAGAAAUGCGAGCCAAUAUGAUCAACCGCGACAUAUCUAUAUCGACUAUUCCCGACUGAAUAGCAAUCUUUACCGAAGCUCUUUGAGCAGAUUAGGUCGUAAUUGUUUUUCCACGGAAAAUAUCGCGUACGCAUCUACAAAACGCUCUAUCCAGCCAUAUGCAUACAAUUGCACGUGCCCGUAUUGCAGGCACGCGGACGCAAGAUACAUCUGCCAUCAUUGUCAAAAUCUGCAUAACAGAUUGCGAUAUCAGGACGCCGCCAAUUCCCGACAUUACGUCUACCAAGUCUCGAGAAAUUGCAGAUGUCCAUUUUGUCGCGGUGAAUAUUCUUACGCAAAGUUACCCGCCAAUGCCCUUCGUGCUGCUGAAUUGUUAAAAAUGGAAUGUUGUCACUGUAGAAAUCCCGCUAAUUGCACUUGUCGCGGUAAAAUGCCAACUGACUCGAAUUCCGCGAUUUACAUCGGACGAUACCUGGAUUGGAUCAAUCGAACGGGACAGUCCGUCAAUAAUCCGCUGUACGCUACGAUUCACGUUAGCAGAAUAGACCGCGCUUCCAUGCCCGGUCAUGUAAAUGCGUCGAACGGCGCCGAUCCCGGGCCGUCAACCUCCAACGGUGCAACAUCUAACGCAAGACACAGCGACUCGAAUUCAUCUUCAAUGUUGCGAUCGGUAUUCGCUUCAACAUCCGGUGCUUCCACGUCAAACGCCGCUGCGAUCUGUCCGGUAAAUCGAUAUGCAGAGCGUCAACACACUUGCGAUGACUCUUGUAUUCGCAGCCAAAGUGGAAAUGUGGCUGGAAUAUGUCAGCUUCUCGGCAGAUGCGAAAGAACGGAAUGCAAUCACGGGCGGCUCUCUGUACAUUGGUGGUUCGUGAACAAAUGGCUUCCUCUAUGGAAUUCUCAUAAUCUGGAUAGAAACACGGAUGGCGCGUCGUGUGUAGAUGAAGUAUCACGGGAACAGCGAGAGAGCGACAGCGAUGACUCUUAGAUCGAGGAAUUCAUUUAUUGCCAGAGUACUCGUGCGUAUUUCAAACUUUUAAUACAUCUUCCAUUGAUUUUCGCUAUUCGCGAAUGAUUUAUCGACUCGCACGUAGCGUGAAUGACGCGUUGGAUAUAUUUUAGGCUUGCCUAUAAAUGAAAAAUGAAUGAUAUAAGUUUUACUAAAUACACAUCAUGACAAUAAAUUCAUAUCGCGAUCUUGGACUAUUGAAAGAAUUUUAUCAAGAAAAGAUCAAGAGAGGUUUUUGGUUUGAAGCAAUAACUAUCUAAAUUAUCUUUAGACUGAUAAUUUUUUUUAUUUUAUCCUAUACAAGGAGUAUAUCUGAUUCCAAUGUUGUAGAUCUGAUCUACAAUGUUAUUUGAAGGAAGACGCACACAUAGCUCCCUAUAAAAUUACUCUAUUGCCGUAGUGUAUAGUAUAAUGCGUGAUUAAUUUGAUUUUACAGAGACUACACACAUUAUUGACUAAACAUGUUAUAAAUAUUUAUUUUUUUUCUAAUAAUUAAUAACGAUUGCUUGGAUAUCAAUUAACAUUAGUGUGAAAAGAGUACGACUGAAAAAAAAAACUGCAAUUUUCACUUACGAUAAGUUCAACUAAGUCAACUUUUUAACUGUGAUAUGAAUUAAGUUAAUAAUUAUUUAAUUUACGUUUUAAUCUUAUAAUAUAAAGACUGCAUCAUAAUAUUAGAUUCGCGUCGCAUAUGUUUCCGAAAUUUUCAGCAGGUCUCUGUGAAGUAGAGGAAACGUAGUUUCUCCACCUUUAGCAAAAGAAGAGAAGAAGCAGAGAUCUUUAUAAGCAGAAUUUUUAUAUAAAGUGUGUGACGUAAACAAAACUUAUAUUAUUAUCUCAUAAACUUCACGUAUCGAACAGAAUAGUUACUCGUGUUUCUAUUAAUAUAAUACGAUAUAGAUAUUAUCUCCCCAUAAUAUUUUUGGUAUAUCCGUAAUAUUAAGGUAUUUUUACAUAUAAUCAUUUAGCCUGAGUGAGUGUUCGCGUCAUCUUUUACGAUAUUGUGCAAGCCCUUGAACAAAAAUGCAACGCAAUAAUUUGCGCCAAUAAUUUGCGAAUCGAUCGGCUUCGCGUGUGGCGCCGAGAUUCACGCCUUAUGUUAUGUAUGUUCGUUAAAUUAUGCGUGCCUACGCGUAUAUGGCUAUGUAUAGCACUCUCAUCCUCUAUGAGGACAAGUAAUAUCUAAUAAUUGCAUAUCUACAUGCUUUGUUACUCUGGGUUUCAGAAAGUUAAACAAUGUUCGAUACAUGCAUAUGUAUACAUGUUAUCUUUUCGAUUGGGAUGUGUUCGUAGCGUAUAUAUUUAGCACAUUAUAAUCAUAUCUCCGGAAUAAAGAAAAUUUUUAAAAAA